ACUGUAUUGGACAGCUAAGAACAAAACCAAAAGGUUAAUAAUUAUAGUAUUAGUAUUCUCUGAACCUUCAUUAUCUUUCCUUUUCCUUCCCUUCUCUAGCUUUCCUCUUUUCGUAUUUACGUACAUGUAAUGUAAGGUAAAUUCUUUGCUUUCGAGGCAAGGAUUAAGCCUUGAUUUCCUCCAUUCCUCUGUUCUGCCUCAAUCUUGCUUUGUCUGAGUCGGGAAAGAAAGAAACGCAAGGCGAGCUUUCCCUUUUUCGUUUAACAAAAGGAAAGCUUGCCCCCACUUUUAAUGUUCUUAAAAAUUCCUUUCACGGAGAACCCAUUUUCGAGUUUGAGAUCAAUCAAUCAAUCAAACAUGGUGGUGUUGUUUCCAAUCCCAUUCCGUGAAUCCACAUUGUCCCUGAUGUUGCUGCUGCUGCUCGUUCCUUUCUCCUCUUCCUUCACCAGUGGAUCACAACCGAAAUUCUCGGCCAUCCGAUUGCCUUCGGAAGCCGAUCCAUGCGCCACUUCGCCACGACCCAAUUCCUGCCCCGUCAACUGCUUCAGGGCUGACCCAGUUUGCGGGGACGACGGAGUUACCUACUGGUGCGGCUGUGCGGAUGCUCAUUGCGCUGGGGCUAAAGUUGCCAAAAUAGGAUUUUGCGAGGAGAGUUAUCACUUUGUUUGGAUGGGAAAAGGCAACCAUGAUUUUCGUUGCCACUCCUUGCCAUGGAACUCUUCGGGAACAGAGAUAAUGUUGUGACAGUGGCAGGCCAAAGACAUCUAUUUUGUGACAAAAAAAUGAACAUUUUUCUUUUCUUUCAAAACAAAAACGGACCCACUGUCUCUCCCACGAGCGGGCAGCUGUCAACGGUUCACAUAGUCGAUGGUCUCACUCUCACAUGCUACCGGCGUAUUACUUAUCAUGCCCUUUUUUUUUUG
Durio zibethinus is the source of this 923-nucleotide messenger RNA. RefSeq lists its product as uncharacterized. NCBI's taxonomy places the organism in Eukaryota, Viridiplantae, Streptophyta, Magnoliopsida, Malvales, Malvaceae. The record is from RefSeq and is a predicted model, not a curated record.